This is a messenger RNA of Oreochromis niloticus (Nile tilapia), 2713 nucleotides long. RefSeq names its product inosine-uridine preferring nucleoside hydrolase. The coding region runs from base 102 to 1058 and encodes 318 amino acids. The transcript is spliced from 8 exons. Gene Ontology annotation, molecular function: hydrolase activity, hydrolyzing N-glycosyl compounds. The record is from RefSeq and is a predicted model, not a curated record. NCBI's taxonomy places the organism in Eukaryota, Metazoa, Chordata, Actinopteri, Cichliformes, Cichlidae.
AGUAAUUCUAUCCAGUCUUCAGAUCACAGCAUUCAGCUGCAGUGGCUCAUAUCAGUAAGCUGUAAGCAUCUGUCAGAAUCCAUUCACCCGAAAAACACAGGAUGAAGAAGAAGCUCAUCAUUGAUGUGGACACUGGGGUGGAUGACGCUAUGGCCAUCAUGGUGGCCCUCGCCAACCCUGAUGUGGAGAUUUUGGGGAUCACCUGCUGCCAUGGCAACACACCCCUGGAGAACGUCCUCAAGAACACACUGCGUGUCCUGAAAGUCUGCAACAGGCUGGACAUUCCAGUGUAUCGUGGCUGCUCAAAGCCUCUGCUGGCCCGCAAACAGCAUGCGGGUGAUUACCACGGGAAAGACGGGCUGGGGGAUGUCCCAGAUCCAGAUGCUCCAGGCUUGGAUCUGCUGCAGAAGAAGAACGCUGUGCAGGCCAUGAUCAAGCUUGUGAAAGAAAAUGCUGGAGAGGUAAUCCUCGUAGCCACCGCUCCCCUCACUAACCUGGCUGUCGCAGUGCAGUUGGACCCUUCCUUGCCAAAAAAGCUGAAGGCGCUCUACAUCAUGGGGGGAAACAGUGAAUCCAGAGGUAACACCACAGUGUGUGGAGAGUUUAACUUUGUAGCCGACCCAGAAGCGGCUUACAUCGUGUUGGACCGCUACACCUGCCCAACCUACAUCUCCACCUGGGAGUUCACCUGCAGGAACAGCCUGUCAUGGUCUUUCUGUGACACCUGGCUUGCUCAAUGUACUCAGAAAGCCGAAUUCAUGAAAAAGAUUUCCAAUCUUUCAAGGAUGAAAGCCCAAUCAGCUGACUAUCAGAAGGAGAUUACUGCAGGAACUGGUUUCAAUUCCUGUGACGUCUAUGCCUUAGCUGCUGCCAUCGAUGAUACACUGAUAACUGAGAGCGAAGAGGUUGCGGUGGCAGUGGAGUUGGAGGGGACCUACACCCGAGGCAUGAUGGUGGUGGACUACAUCCAGAAGCUGAAGAAAGACCAUAAGGCCAUCAUCAUGAAGAAAGUUGACUUGGAAAAGUUAAAGCAAAUGUUGACCAAUGCACUCAAAUAGAAAGUUUCUGUGCAUGCUGAAGGCCUGAGUUUGGCUCAUCACAAGAAAUAAAAACUGAUUCUUGUGCUGUUCCUGUGUGACAAACUGUCCACAACAUCCAUCAAGAAAUAGCUGUUCCAGCUUGGUGUUAAAGAAGUUGACUAGAUUUCAGCGUUAGUCCAACACCAUCUGCGAGACAGUCCUUGUUAUACUAAGUAAUACUAGUAAUACAAUCAUGGAAUAUGUUAAGUCUGUGACCCAACUAUGUAUUAAUACCUGAUGGGCAUGAACUAGGGCUACCACAGCUGUGGAAAAUAAGUGAUUAAAAAAAAUUAAGUGGCUGUGUGGAUCAAUACUUUUCUCCAUAUAGUUUAACUACACAUCAUGGUGUGAGAUUAUUCAGCCUCUACGGAAAAUUAAACUCAGUAAGCCAAACUCAACACUACUCAGUAUUAAUUUUCUCUCUUUAUAAAAUCCCAGAGGCAAGAUUAGAUGUUACAAUUAGGUGAUGAAAAUGUGAAACAGACAUAGCGAUAAAAUAUUGGCAUUGUAACUAUUUACUUAACAUUUGCGAAAACUGUUUUGUAACAUUUCAAUACCUGUAAGGUUAUUUUUUUUUAAGUGCUAUUACCUUUUAGCAUGUAGUUUAAUUCAUCUGCAGUUUUUCAGUUCUUUUUUCAUGAGAGAUUACCUAGUCAGUCCAGCUCAGGUAAAUGGUUCUUUUCUACUGUAUUUGAGCACUCGUAGCAAUUUAUAACACGGCUCGUUCACCUAUUCACACACAAAAACAGUAAAGUGGAAAAACCUUGACUGGUCCUGAUGUUUGCAGUGAUAUUCAGAUGGUAGGGUCAGAAUUUGGUGUAAACGACAUGAAAGUGUGGAUCAACUGCGAAUAUGGACUAAAAUGUGUCAUACUGGUGUUGGUAUAAUGUUGUGAAUGGUUUUCCUGGUACACUUUGGGCCCCUUGGUACCAACUGAGCUUCAUUUAAAUGCUGCAACCUACCUGAGUACUGUUGCUGACCAUGUCCAUCCCUUCAGGACUACAGUGUACUCAUUUUCUGAUUGCUACUACCAGCAGGAUGACAAAUAAUGUUUUGGGGGUUUUUUUUAUCUUUUGUGCGAAACAUUGCUUAAAGAAUUUAAAACACACGACUUUAGAACGACUCUUUUAUUCUGAAAAAGAAAUAUUUUUAAGUCACUUGAAGCUCUGGCUGAAACACAGUCACCUCCAGUUCCAUGUAUUUUUCUUGAAUUCCUUUUUAUAAAUUAGAGUGGUUUAUUAUGCAUGCAAUACCGCAUUAGCCGCUUAGAUUUUCUUCUUCCACAGAAAAAAACAGAGAAACACAAAAAUCUGUUAAAAGUCCAGAUGAAGCUGCUUGGAAAAGGGUGUUUGGAGAAGCCACAGCAUGAAGCGAUGUACACAGUUUGCGGUUGCAUAGUACAGUACAUGAAGUUCCUCAUUUUAAAACAGCAUGCCGUCUUGUAUUGCACAUUACUGAAACUUUGUAUACUGGACCUUGCUGUUGUCCCACACGGGUUGACGUCGUCUUAUUUCAGCACAUGUAUACAGCAAAUCGCAUCUCAAAGACAUUAUGUACAUUUAUCAUUUAUAAAAAUAAUUGACAGCAAAUAUUCAUGUAUUGUUUUUCUACUGGAAUAAAUGUUUAUUCUUUUA